Molecule: messenger RNA, 717 nt
Organism: Vicia faba (fava bean)
Lineage: Eukaryota; Viridiplantae; Streptophyta; Magnoliopsida; Fabales; Fabaceae
Source: the annotation of a GenBank genome assembly
AUGUCGCAGAUCUCAAGAUCACCGGCGAUUACAUCCCGGAGAAAAAAACCACCGCAUCCAUCACCGUCGGCUCGUUGUAGUAGUAGGACGAAGAAUAAGCCAAAAUUGGUCAAAAUCCUGAAGCGCUGCUCAUCGGCGCCUCUGCUAAUUUCACGAGGAGAUCAUGAAGAUGAAGAUGAUAUUGUUGAUGUCGUUGCUCAAUAUUCUUUCAGAAGCAGAGGAGGAACACUUUCAAAUGCCUUUGUUUCUUCCCCUUCUCUCUUCCCUUCUUCUCCAACGAUUUACGCAAACGAGAUGAAAGGAUACGACAAGGAAGCUAAGGUUGUGGUUAAUGUCACAGUUGAAGGAAGUACAGGACCAGUAAGAACCAUGGUUAAACUGGGAUCUACCGUAGAACACACAAUAAAGCAUGUAGUGGAUAAAUAUAGAGAAGAAGGAAGAAGCCCCAAGAUUGAUUCCAAUGUGCCAUCUUCAUUUCAAUUGCAUCUUUCCUAUUUCAGUCUCCAAGGUUUGGACAAAUCAGAAGUAAUUGGAGAUGUAAAUAGUAGAAACUUUUAUAUGCGGAAGAGUAAUGGUGAAUCUACAAGCGAUCAGGAUUUAACAAAACAUCGUUCUGCGAAUCCUUCAAUGUUACUUCCAUCUUUUGUUGCUUUGAAAAUUAACCAAAUUAUAAGAAGAGCUCACAGGUUUUGGAAGAUUCUGGUAUGCUCGCCAUGA